UUUGGAAGCCAUGGAGGCAAAGCUUAUGCAUGCGGUCCAGUACAAAAGCUAUGGUGGAGGACCUUCUGGUUUAAAGCAUGAUGAGAUUCCAAUCCCCACUCCGAAGAAAGACGAGGUUUUGCUGAAAGUGGAAGCAGCAAGUCUAAAUCCAGGUGAUUUUAAAAUUCAGAAAGGCAUGGCACGGCCUUUUCUCCCAAGCAAAUUACCUCACACGCCUGUUACUGAUGUGGCUGGAGAGAUUGUAGAGGUUGGACAAGGAGUUCAAAAGUUCAAAGUUGGUGACAAAGUUGUGGCCUUACUUACUUACAGUAAUGGAGGUGGGCUGGCUGAGUUUGCUGCAGCUAAAGAGAAAUCAGUAGUUUCUCGGCCACCUGAAGUUUCAGCAGCUGAAGGUGCAGGCUUGCCUGUUGCUGGUCUCUCAGCUCACCAGGCUCUCACCAAAGCCGCAGGGAUCAAGCUUGAUGGAACUGGCCAGCUCAAGAACAUACUGAUCACUGGUGCCGCCGGCGGUGUUGGUCUCUAUGCAGUCCAACUAGCAAAGCUUGGAAACAUUCAUGUAACAGCCACUUGUGGAGCUAGAAACAUUGAAUUGGUGAAGAGCUUAGGGGCAGAUGAGGUUCUUGACUACAAGACAACUGAGGGGGAAGCUCUUAAGAGCCCGUCGGGUCGAAAAUAUGAUUUCGUGAUCCACAGUGCAUCCGCAGCCAUACCUUGGUCAGUUUUUGAACCAAAUUUGAGUGCAAGAGGGAAGGUCAUUGACCUUACUCCUCGUGCAAGUUCCUUGUUUACUUUUCUUCUAAAGAAAAUCACUUUCUCCAAGAAGAGGCUGGUGCCACUGAUGAUAAAUGCCAAGGCUGAGAACUUGGAUUGUCUUGUUCAGUUGGUGAAGGAAGGAAAACUCAAGACUGUGAUUGAUUCAAACCAUUCUCUAAGCAAGGCUGAAGAUGCUUGGGCUAAGAGAAUCAAUAGCCAAUGCACUGGGAAGAUCAUUGUGGAGCCUUAGGUAGGCAAAAUAUCUCGGGAGUUUAAACCUCAUGAUUUUUUUUUUUGGGAUUGUAUUAAAAUUCAUGUGAAGCAGAAUAAGGGUGUUAAUAUAAUAAUAUGUGGACUUUUUGGUUUUAUUCAUGAUUGGAUAUCGUAAAUGAGAAGAU
Molecule: messenger RNA, 1151 nt
Organism: Prunus persica (peach)
Lineage: Eukaryota; Viridiplantae; Streptophyta; Magnoliopsida; Rosales; Rosaceae
Product: putative quinone-oxidoreductase homolog, chloroplastic
Exons: 4
Coding region: 11-1003 (330 amino acids)
Molecular function (GO): oxidoreductase activity
Source: RefSeq, a predicted model, not a curated record